AUGACUGACUUUGGAGGCAGCCAUGCCUUCUUUUCGGGAGCGAGACGCAACAUGUUGCGGUCCCGCUCUUCCUGCGACGUGCCAGCAGAAGUGCUGGUACCUCGUUGCGAAGUGGUGUCCAUAGGAGAACCGACACCACUGUUAGCGCCCGAGUCUCGCGACCUCGAGCGCCUUCGCUUCGGCGACGGUUCAUCUGAUUCGUCAGACGAACCAAAGAUGCUACGACGCGUAGCAUCAUCCAUGCCACGCUUGGCAGGCGGCUUGGUUUCAACCGCCUUUGAUACAGAUCCCUGA
Molecule: messenger RNA, 294 nt
Organism: Peronospora matthiolae
Lineage: Eukaryota; Oomycota; Peronosporomycetes; Peronosporales; Peronosporaceae
Source: the annotation of a GenBank genome assembly